AUGGACGAAGACGUACGACACAGAGAUAGUAUCAUCAGUGAUGACGGAGACAAAGAUAAUAUGGAAUCACAGACAUCAAAUCAAAUGACUAUGAAAGCUAUUCCCGGCGCGAAUGGAGUUUCUGCACCGUUAACUGCAUCGGAACAAAUAGGAAUGCUACAAAAUUUUCUUCUGGUGUGGCUGCACGCUCAUAUCGAUGACAAUAAUACAGAUUUUACAACCUCACUCACAAAAGUUCGAAGCACUGUGAGCCCAUUAAUCGAAUUCACUGAAGUUGAUCAAUGUGUCGAUUAUUUGGAAAGUAGCCGUGAUCAGACGAUCCUUUUGAUUGUUAGUGGGACAUUUGUUGAAGAUAUAAUGCCUCUCAUACACGAUAUGUCUCAACUCGACACCGUCGUUAUCUUCCAUAGAGAAGAAACACAACAGAAAGAAUUGGCAAAUAAAUGGUCAAAAGUUCAAGGUUCUUUUACUUCAAUCGAAUCUGUAUGUGAGUCAUUAAAAAUAGCCACUGAACAAUGCGAACAUGAUGCCAUGCCGAUAAGCUUCGUUUCAAAGGACAUUGUAAUCGAAGCAUCAACGAAUAAUAAAUCUCUAGAUCGAUUAGAGCCGUCUUAUAUGUAUUCGGUACUAUUUAAAGAAAUCAUAUUGGAAAUAGAAGAGGAUGAUAUUCAAGCAAUGAAAGAUCUGGUUGUCUAUUGUCGACAGAAAGACAUUGAUGAAAAUCAAUUGAACAAAUUCGAAUGUGAUUAUCACUGUAGAUCGCCAAUCUGGUGGUACACUUGUGAAAAUUUUUUAUAUCGUAUGCUCAAUCGUGCUUUGGGUUCACUUGAUAUGGAGAUUAUGACAAAGUUAGGCUUCUUCAUUCGUAGUCUUCAUCGGCAAUUAGAGCAAUUACAUCAAGAACAAUCAUCUGACUAUUUGAAACCAUUUCAAGUGUAUCGUGGCCAAGGAUUUUCUAAAGAGAACUUUGAAAAUAUAUGCAAUACAAAAGGUGGACUUCUCUCGUUCAACAAUUUCUUAUCUACAAGUAGAGAACCUAAAAUAGCAGAAGAAUUUCUUAAACGUGCUGUUAACAAAAAUGAACAACGCAUCGGCGUUCUUUUUAUUAUAACGAUCAAUCUAAGUAAAGUAUCUGGUGCGACUACUCCAUUCGCUCUUAUUGAAAAGUACAGUUCGAUUCCACGAGAAAGAGAAAUUCUCUUUUCGAUGCAUACGGUUUUUCGUGUAGAUAAAAUAAAAGAAACAGUUGGCAACAGUCGCAUUUGGGAAGUUCACUUGACUCUAACUGACACCAAUGAUCCAGAACUAGCCGCUCUUACGUGUCGCAUACGAGAAGAACUUUGUGGAUCCACGCCGUUGCAACGAUUGGGCCAUUUAAUGAUAAAAGUUGGUGAUUUCAAUCAAGCUGGACAAUUCUAUAAUGAAUUACUUGAAAAAGCGUCCAAUGAUAGUGAUAGAGCACAUAUUUAUCAUCAAAUUGGUUCGGUUAGAAAGCACCAAGGACAAUAUAAAGAAGCAUCUUUAUUCUUCAAUAAUUCUUUGAAAAUCCAGCAAAAACCUCUGUCAGAAGAUCAUAUAACAUUCGUGUCUUCGUACAAUGAAUUGGGUAUGUUGUAUAAUGACAUGGGUGACUACUCAAAAGCACUUCAGUUUCAUGGAAAAUGUGUAGAAAUUACGAAAAAGAUUUCCCUUUCGAAUGAUGUCGAUUUGGCUACAUCCUAUAACAACAUUGGUUCCGUAUAUUACAAUAUGGGCGAUUACAUGAAAGCACUUGAAUUCUACGAAAAAUCUAAAGAAAUCAAAGAAGAAACUCUACCAUUAAACCAUCCAGAUUUGGCAGUUUCCUACAAUAAUAUUGGUUCAGUAUAUGAUGGCCUAGGUGACUAUUUAAAGGCACUUGUAUUCUAUAAAAAGUCUUUGGAAGGAAUGAAAAAUGGUCUACCUACGAACCAUAUUGACUUGGCUAUUUCAUACAACAACAUUGGAUCUGUGUACUACAACAUGGGGGACUGUACAAAAGCACUCGAGUUCUAUAAGCAAGCACAUCAAAUAAAAGAAAAUGCUUUGCCUGUAAAUCAUCCUGAUCUAGCUACUUCCUACAACAACAUUGGUUCAGUAUAUGAAGACUUGGAUGACUAUCCAAAAGCACUUGAAUUCUAUAAAAAGUCAAAUGAAAUAUUCAAAAUUGUUUUGCCUUCAAAUCAUCCAUACUUGGCUACUUCCUACAAUAAUAUCGGUUCAAUAUAUCAUGAGAUGGGCGAUUAUACAACAGCUCUUAAACUUUGUCAAAAUGCUUUUCAUAUUCAACGAAAAACAUUUCAAGAAGAUAACCUUGCUUUCGUUUCCACGUACAGCUUACUAGGAAGAGUGCAUCGAAGUAUGAACGACUACUCGCGAGCACUUAAAUAUUUUGAAAAGUGCCUGGCAAUACUCCAACAAACAUUACCGCACAAACAUCCGAGUUGGGCUAUUGUAUACACUAACUUGGGUGACGUUCAUAGAUUAAUCGGAAAUUAUGAAAUAGCAGUUUCAUUUAAUCGAAAAGCAUUAAAUAUUUAA
Messenger RNA from Rotaria socialis, 2559 nucleotides. The record is from the annotation of a GenBank genome assembly. Lineage: Eukaryota; Metazoa; Rotifera; Eurotatoria; Philodinida; Philodinidae.